AUGGUUGAGCAAAAAGAUAUUGAUUUGAAUAAACCCUUGGAUGAGUCAGCACCAGCAACACUCUCCAAGUCGACAUUGACGCCUAAUCUUACCAGGGCAACGACGACUUUGCACGGAGACCGUUUCAAGCAGGCACAAGCCCAACUAAGUCGGUUUGUUCUCUUGCACCCAAUCGCCGUCUCCGUAUACACCAUCUUUUUCCCAUCGAUUAUUGGACGUUCGUUAUGGGAAUACAUCGAGAUCAGUGACACUGCGCUGGAAUUGUUUUGGUUGUUGGUGAGGAACAAGCGAGAUUUCGUUUUUGCGCUUAUAAGUGCCAUACCCAUCAUUGCCGCUGUAUUUGCGACUUUUGGAACGUUGGCAUAUUUCUUGGGCGACGAGUUGGGCACAAUUGCCAACCAGUUUGUUCAAAAGAAGUAUUGUGAUCAGAUCUUUGGAUUUAAUGUUAGGGAGUUUGCCAGCAUUGAAGAUGACUUUGAAGGUAACAGCAACAGCAACAGCAACAGUAACGAUGACAAUGACGGUGUCGAAGUUAAAACAAAAGAGAAAAACAAUCAAAAGAGAAAAUUAAACAAGUCACAAAUGAAAGCAAACUUGGAGAAAGGUAAGAAUUCAGAAGUGGUGAGCUAUCGAGGCUCCCCCAUUGCCGUUGCAAGUGUUGUUCCCGACUAUGAACAGUCCAAGCCGGACUACUUUAUUAUCAAGAUUACCGGAGUACAUGUGCGCAAAGUUUUCCAAAAAGUGGAUUUUGACCAAAUGUUGAUUGAAUGGGCCGUGUUGCGGUCUAGACAGCUCUAUCAAGACUUUUUGAAAAAUGGCCAUCAUAACACAUCGAGAGUGAAAGACGGCAGUAUAUUAAUCACAAUCGACGCAUAUUCUUUUGACAAGCAUUUUGAGAAAUUGUUGGCAAAAAAUGGAUUUAAGGCAAUUGAUGUAAACUACACAGUGAAUGCACUUGACAAGGACAAAAAAGUGGGUAGGAUAUACGAGCUUUUGUAUAAGCUUUUCGGAAUUUCAACAGAUACAUUUGCAUUGAUAUUAUCAACAAGUAAUGAGGACGUGGAGCUCAUAAAGGACAGCCAAUUGUUAAAAGAUGGUUCUUCAAAGUAG
This is a messenger RNA of Lodderomyces elongisporus, 1110 nucleotides long. RefSeq names its product Pho86p (gene PHO86). The record is from RefSeq and is a predicted model, not a curated record. The transcript has a single exon. Lineage: Eukaryota; Fungi; Ascomycota; Pichiomycetes; Serinales; Debaryomycetaceae. Bases 1 to 1110 code for a protein of 369 amino acids.